Messenger RNA from Trachymyrmex septentrionalis, 6448 nucleotides. RefSeq lists its product as uncharacterized. Gene Ontology annotation, molecular function: protein kinase activity; ATP binding. The record is from RefSeq and is a predicted model, not a curated record. NCBI's taxonomy places the organism in Eukaryota, Metazoa, Arthropoda, Insecta, Hymenoptera, Formicidae. The transcript has 13 exons. The coding region runs from base 167 to 4714 and encodes 1515 amino acids. Gene Ontology annotation, biological process: protein phosphorylation.
CGUCGUGCCGUCGUACCGUAUCGUAUCGUACCGUACCGUACCGUUCCGUGGGCGGUGAUCGGCGCGAUCGGCCGAGCGGAGCGGAGCGGAGCAGAGCAGAGCACAGCGGCAGCGCGAGGGGCCCUAUGUCAAAUCGACGUCGACGGCGAGGACGAAGUGCGCCAGCAUGAAGAAACUAUUCUCCAAGAUCGACAACACGUCGAAGGAACCCAACAGUUACCUGGGGAAGGUGUUUGUCGUGGGCCGCCACACUGUCACCGUCGAAGAGGUCCUGGCAGAAGGAGGAUUUGCGAUUGUAUUUUUGGUUAAAGCCUCAGGUGGACGAUAUGCACUUAAACGAAUGUAUGUCAACAAUGAACAUGAUCUCAAUGUGUGCAAAAGAGAAAUUCAAAUUGCUAGCAACCUGAGUGGUCAUAAAAAUAUCAUAGGAUAUGUAGAUAGUAGCAUAACUCACACCAGUGGAGGAAUACAUGAACUUCUGCUUUUAAUGCCUUACUGUAAAUCCCAAGUUCUUCAAAUGAUGAAUAACAGGUUGCAAACAGGUUUCAGUGAAUCAGAAGUUUUAUCAAUUUUUUGUGACGUUUGUGAAGCUGUGUCAAGAUUACAUCACUGUCAAACGCCCAUAAUUCAUAGAGAUCUCAAGGUGGAAAAUAUAUUGCUCGCUGACAGCGGUCAUUACGUUUUGUGUGAUUUUGGAUCUGCAACGGGAAAGGUUCUUAAUCCCAGUGUCCAUGGUGCUGCUGUAGUCGAGGAAGAAAUAAAGAAAUACACCACUUUAAGCUAUAGAGCACCUGAAAUGGUUGAUAUGUACUGUGGAAAGCCUAUUACUACAAAAGCAGAUAUUUGGGCUUUAGGAUGUUUGUUGUAUAAACUCUGCUUUUUUACACUACCGUUUGGCGAAAGCACGCUUGCCAUACAAUCUGGAAAUUUCACUAUACCGGAUAAUUCAAGAUAUAGUAGAGCACUCCAUUGUUUAAUUCGAUAUAUGCUUGAACCAGAUCCUGACAUACGUCCUGAUAUUUAUCAAGUUUCCGCAAUUGCUUUUCAAAUUCAGGGUAAAGAGUGCCCUGUGCAAAAUUUACAUAAAGUCCCAAUUCCGGCGAUAGAAUCAUUAUCAUGCCCACCUAUGGAAUCCGAAAAUAUUAAAAGAUCGGCAUCUGUAAAAACUCCGAAACCUACGCCUAUAGCGACGACAGUUGAGGGCACAUCUGUGACGCCGAGGCAAAGACCAAAAGGGCAAGCCGUUAGCACGGGACCGAUCAGUUUGAGUGGUCAAAUCGUAGGACAAAUAUCAGGCCAAGGAAAUCAGACGCAAAUUACGCCGUCAAAUUCUGUCUCUUAUGUUCAAGUAAGAUUAACAAAUCGCUUGCGUACUCGAUUCCUCCGCUAUACGAAAAUGUUUAAGUAUCUUCAGCAAACGCUUAAUAUAAUCGUUUCGUUUUGUCAGGUAUCGCCACAAGUUUGCACCCCCAGUCAAAAUGUUCCCUUUGGCCAGUCACAAGGGCAGCCGUCGCAGUACGGUCAAUCACAGAGCCCAAUGAUCAGUCAUUCUCCUUUAACUCAGCAGUCACCCGUCACCGUUCAAGAUAAAAAUGCAUUUUACUUUGAUUCAAGGCAGCACGACGCGAGAGCUACGACGAACGUGAACGAGAAAAAUUUGGAAGCUCUAUUUCCGCCGUCAGGGUAUCCAGAUCCGUUCAAGGAUGACGCGAGAGCAAUGCCGCCACCUGCCAAAAUACCACCUCCUGUUGCACCGAAACCUGGCAAGAUUCUUCCGAAACUAUCUAAUCCUAGUUAUCCAUCGUCAUCCAAGUAUCCGCCAGUCACUUCAUUACCGUCGAAAUUAUCCAUUCCGACGGGGCCUAACAAGGCGACUCCACCAACGGUAACGCCACCAGCUUUGCCGAAACCGGUUAAUAAGACAGAAAGUUUGAGUCAAAAUAUAAGUUCGAGCAUAUCUCCGCCUGACAGUCCGACAUUAUCGUCCUCACGUCAUAGGAGGAACGUCAGUGAUACGAGUGCUUUUAAUAAAGCAUUUGCAACUGAAACUACGCAGUUCUUAGCGCCAUAUAUAGAGGCUUCGGUCAAGCCACGUUCAGAUGAUCCAACUACGCCACCGGAACUUCCAAGUGACACAAGGCCUUGUAUAGCAACUAGUGCCUCGCAUGUACGUGUUGGUGAACUUUCAAGCCGAAUGGGAUCAGAGGGGAGAUCAUUGAGCGCAGAUGUAGCGACGUGGAAUCCGUUUGAGGAUGUACAACCUUUUAAUCAGUUAACGGAAGAUCAUAUCUUUGGUGCUGAAUUUGAUAAAAUAAGGAGAGGGAGCAACACUAGUAUCAGUGGGGUAAAAAGUCGCGAAAGCCUUGUUAUGACAUAUACGGAAUUACCAGAAGAUCCUUUUGAAUCUGCACCUUUUAGCCUGCCAACGGGGAAGAAGAAUAAAAUCGGGUCAAAGACUGCUGCUAUUGCUGGAGGGAAAUCAACAAACGGUAAAGCGAAGGUGCCCUUGGCGCAGUGGAACUCCGGGGUUGAGCAUGGUGGCAACGUUGGUAGCGUGGACGACGAGGCGUCCUUGAUCACGGAAUCCAGUCCAGUUUCACCGCCGUUUGUCCGUGCUCCGGCGGAGGACCGUUCCAAGUACGAGAAACUGGCAUUCAAUGCCGAUGAGAUAUCAAGUGAUAGCGACAAAGAAGCCAAGGAAGUGAAGGAGCGAGCGAAGAAGGCAAAGAGAAGGCGUGUAAAGAACGUGCUGAGCCGUAGAAGAAGAGUCGCUGCCCAGCUGCACGACAAUGCGGAGAACACGACGAACGUGGAUUACGAGUCGGACGAUUCGAUCGGUUCGGCCAGCGACCUACGCGCGAUGAACGACGAGGAAGGUAAUGACGGCGAGGUGAAUGACGACGAGGACGACGAGGACGGUGGCGUGUGCAGAAAACACGACGAGACCAUCUCCGAGAGUGUGCGCACGUGUGGCAGCUCCGCGUAUCACGCGGAGUGCGAGUCUGUUGCGACACACGAAGAUGAUUACAGGAUGAAGAGGCUGAGGAAGCACCACUAUCGGCAGCAGGAGCAACAGCUGCCGACAAUCGACGCGGAUCCGGUCGUUGGCCAUCAGUAUGGUGAGAAGCCAUUGUUGUUGGAUGACGAACUAGACCCAGAGUCCAAACCGGAGCAAUCGCACGGCGAUCCUUUCGUGCGGCAUCAGUAUGGCUCAAAGCCGUUGCUGUUUAACAACGGCGACAGCUCGUCUGACGACAACGACAAGUCCAAGUCGCUCAACAACGGGAUUUGGAAAGUGGAGGAUGACGUGUUUGCCUUGGCACCUUUUCCGAGGUCCAGCAGCUCGCGGAAGAGCAGCGACAGUCGCGAAAGCGAGUCCAGGAACAUCGAUCUAGGCGGCAGUGCGAGGAACUCACCUCACAACUCGAAUCUGGUGACACCGAUCUCGAGUUCACCUAUACCGGCGGAGGUGUUUGUGGACAUGGUGGAAAGUAAACCCGCGCCUCCGCCGUCCAAGUCUGCCGUUCUCUCUUGUAAAUAUCCCAAAAGCAUCGCAAUUGUGAAUAGCAAGACUAUCUACGAAGAGCCAGUGUCGUUCCAUCAGCCGAGCGUUAUCCAAACGUCGUCGCCAGUCAAAAGCAGUUCUCAUGUCUGCGUUGCCGAAGAGGAAGAGGAGGAGGAGGAGGCUGAAGAGAACAUUGAGAAGGAUCUCUUCGGUUCCUCCCCAUUUAGCCCGAGCGGAUUCACCAAUCCUUUUAAUAACGCUCAGUCCAAUUUUUCGAACAUCGACUCCGCACCAACUCAGCCCUUGUCAAUCCUGAGUCCAGUCGGCCCUUCAUCGUACAUUGAUUAUGUCAACUGCGUUUCACUGCAGUCCCACAACGCGGCAUCGGACAAUUAUUUCACUAGUCACUCGAACACAAUCGCGUCCACGUCGAAAUAUGGCAUGGUGACGGUGAACUCCGACCCAACGAUUAGUGUGGAACCCUCCAAGGAUCUCUUCGGAUCGAUUCCGUUCGAGGAAUUCGCCUCGCUGAAGCUGAAUGAGCAGCAACAACAACAGCAGCAACAACGCCCGACGUCUCUGUCGCUGUCGCAAUCACUGUCACAGUUGCAAUCACAGUCGCCGAACUACGUGGACAACGUCGCGUUAACGACGACGUUGCCGAUCAGCAGCGUCGUGCAGUCCCCAAAGAAUACCGUCGUUCAUUUAACAUCCACCCCGUCAUCACAGCCACAACCAUCCGCCUAUAUGAUUCAAACGACCACCACGCAUACCGCAAGAAUCACCGUGCACGCAGUCAACAGCGUCUCUAAGGUGGACAUCACAUCCAAUAUGAUGUCACCCAUGUCGCCCGAGCCUCUAGUCGUCGUGGACGACGACACGCCGAAACACAACAAGAAAGACAAAUCCAAAUCGGACAAGUCUAAGUAUCACCUGAUCAAUGAAAACCACGGUGACGUCACCAACGUAUUACCGACUUAUAAGGCGUCUCACAAGAUCAAAUCGGCAAGCCACAAGAAAACACCCAAGGGCAAGAAGAGCACGGCCGCAACCGCUGGUUUCAGUAAUAUGAGCUUCGAAGAUUUUCCCAGCGAUGAGAAUGAAGAGAGGCAAACAGAUCGAAUGAAGGUAGCGCCUUUUGAGGUAAUCCGCGAAGCGUCGGAGAAGCGUUUUGGAUCAUUGAAGAGGCGGAGCAAUCCGUUCACCUGAAAUGAGAUGGUUUUUGUUAGAAGCUAGUUAAUACAAAGUCGUUUAUUAGCAACACAGGAACGGAGCAGCGACAUGAUAUAGUUGAUUAAUUCGUUGUGUAUAUUGUAGAGAUAAACAUCGGCAAACACACCGUUCUAUGCACACAAAAUUAUUUGAUUGGUCAGAGUUUUAUUACGUGUAUUGUGAAUGCACAUACAUACACACACUAACAACGUUAGUUGUUACGUACGCAAGAUAUUAAUCUUAAUAGAUAGUAAAAAUGACAUACGAUAAAAUUUCCAUCGGGGAGUUGAUACACAGGUUGUAAAUAUGUAGAAAGCGUUUGCGUUUAAGACAAUUUGUUUUUCGGACGCGCAAAUACGUCAAGAGUGAAAUUCCGAGUGAAUAAAGUUGCGUUUGUUUCACAUGCUUGUUUUUGGAAUGCUCGUUUGUGAAAAAAUAAUAAUAAGUCAGAUAAAUUAAUUUAUUUAAUAGAUCUCUUGUAGAAGAUUGCAAAAAGUAAUAUUUAAAAUUUUUACCUCUAUGAUUAAGCCAAAUCUCGAAUGUUGCAGUAUUAGAAACUGCUUCUUUAAAUGCUUAACUUACUCUCGAAUUAACAAAAUUCUACGAUCAUGAUCAACAUCUUUUUGACACCCGUGCAUUUUUUUCACAAACGUCGACAAUGUGAUGUGAUAGCAGCAAAAGCUGCAUAUGUUUAUAUCAGAAGGCAUACAACAUGAGCAGAUAUAUUUAUAUGUACACAUGCCUAACUGACAAACGUGUGAUGGAUCGUAUAAAGCGUGAUUUACACUAAUGUCGGAAAGUAUUAAUUCAUAUACUACCAUUUUUUAAUUACUUUUUGCAUUUUUAGAAGAUUUACACAGACAAGACAGAUAGCCAUAAGAAGUUGACGGAAAAAAGACAUUAUAUUAAAGAAAACUGUUGAUUUUUGAAACAUUGAAAAGAAAGAGUGAGAAAGAGAAAGAGAGAGAGAGAGAGAGAGAGACACUUCCCAACUUAUGAUUUAACAUAAAACCAGGUUGUGGAACUUGGCAGCUCGAUACCAAAAAUGAUAAAACUAGGUAGAGAAAGCUCGUGCAUCUAUUUUUGCAGCUAAGUCUUUUCACUACGUUUGUACUUUACAAAAUUUGUAGAUUUCUACUAGUUCAAUCUACUAGUUCAUACAAAGCAAUUUUUCUAAGAAAGUUAAUCUGUGUACUAUAUACAUAUAUAUACCUGUAAACGUAAUUCAUUGUAAAAUUGAUGAAAAAGAUAAUUUUUUUAUUCUAUUUAUGGUCUCUUGAAGAAGAGAUUAUAACAGAGUAUGAAAAUUAACAUAAUGAAUAAUUUACAGAAAUUAGUGUUACAAAGGCGCAGAUAAUAGCAUUGUGAAGCGAUUCGUAACAUUUGUAAAGGAGCGAAUAAGCUCGCCUAUAGAAUUGGCCUUACCGUGUAAGACUGACUUAUUGUUUAACAGUCUCGAUUUACAUUUACAUUGUGUAAGAUAGCUAUGUUUUAAUAACGUUAUGGUUCAUAGACAUUAUUCGAAUUAUUCGAAACGAAAACUGAUUAUACGCGAUUAUUAUGUCCCUUAUGAUGGAGACUGUUAAAUAAAAUAUAUGAAAAGUAGAUGUGAUACUAGUACUUAGUGUAUAGGUACUAGUAAGAACACUUAUCGACAUUAAUUUUUCUAUCUCACAUUGAGAGAAUAUCUUGUAUGUGUUAAAUUAUUUGAUUUCAGCAAUUAAAUUUUAA